CAUGCUUAGACUUUUCAAAGAGACAAACUCCAUUUUCUUAUGAAUGGAAAGUGAAAACCCCUGUUCCGCUUAAAUUGGGUUCCUUCCCGUCCUGAGAAACACAGAGACCCCCAAAAGGGAAGCAGAGGAGAGAGAGACCCACACCCAGACCCCGCGAGAAGAGAUGACCAUGACCACCAUGCCAGAAAGUCUCAACAGCCCCGUGUCGGGCAAGGCGGUGUUUAUGGAGUUUGGGCCGCCCAACCAGCAAAUGUCUCCUUCUCCCAUGUCCCACGGGCACUACUCCAUGCACUGUUUACACUCGGCGGGCCACUCGCAGCCCGACGGAGCCUACAGCUCGGCCUCGUCCUUCUCCCGACCGCUGGGCUACCCCUACGUCAACUCUGUCAGCAGCCACGCGUCCAGCCCCUACAUCAGUUCGGUGCAGUCAUACCCGGGCAGCGCCAGCCUCGCCCAGAGCCGCCUGGAGGACCCAGGAGCUGACUCCGAGAAGAGCACAGUGGUGGAAGGCGGUGAAGUCCGCUUCAAUGGCAAGGGGAAAAAGAUCCGCAAACCCAGGACAAUUUAUUCCAGUUUGCAGUUGCAGGCUUUGAACCGGAGGUUCCAGCAAACUCAGUACCUGGCUCUGCCCGAGAGGGCGGAGCUCGCGGCCUCCUUGGGACUCACGCAGACGCAGGUCAAGAUCUGGUUCCAGAACAAGCGCUCCAAGUUCAAGAAGCUGAUGAAACAGGGCGGGGCGGCUCUGGAGGGUAGCGCGCUGGCCAACGGCCGGGCGCUGUCUGCCGGCUCUCCGCCGGUGCCGCCCGGCUGGAACCCCAACUCCUCUUCCGGGAAGGGCUCGGGCGGCAGCGCGGGCUCCUACAUCCCCAGCUACACGUCGUGGUACCCCUCGGCGCACCAAGAAGCUAUGCAGCAACCCCAGCUCAUGUGAGGUUGCGCGCCCGCACCCGCCCGCCCCCUUCCCGUCUCCCUCGGCCCGGGCCCCUCCCGCCUCCGGGUCCAUCCACCCCGUCCGCGUGCCCUGGGUCCGGAGGAGAAGGGCCCAGAGGGAAAGAAGAAGGAACAGUGAAGGCAGGACGCCCGCCGCCUCCUCCGAGUCCCGGGCGGUCUGGCCCGGCGACUUCCCUGGAGCCCACGCCCCUGCCCGAACCGCGGCCUCGGCCGCGCGGGGACAGCAGAGCGCGGCCUCGGAGCACAGGCGCAGCGGCCCGAGACGGCGGGAGCCGCAGCAAGCGCCCGCCGGACCCGACCGCCGACCUGCAGCUGUACGCGACUAUCAGGAAAACAAGAAACAAAAAACAAUGUAGAAAAAGCAAAAGCUCUUUCUGUCCUGUCCGUCUCUUGUCUCCUUUCGCUCUGUAUCUGUGCGCUGACGAAGUCGAGGUUCUCGUCCGUCCGCUGUCCUCGUUCUUCGGCCUCUGAAAAAAGUCACCAGGUCGGAGGAGGCUUGGUUCGCCGGGCCACCCAGUUCCGGAUACUGGAACGUUUUGUCUUUUCGGACCUUUUCCUGGACCUGCCUGAUCAUCUGUGUGGCUCGUUCGGGGACUGGGGGAAAUUGGAGGGAGGGGGUUUUAUUUAUUGAGAAAUGGACUUCGCCUGAGGCUGAAUGUUUGGCCAAUUUUCGGUUCUGUGGGGCGCGAGGAGCGCAGGGUCCAAACGUACCCAUUAUUUUAAACGCACUCGGAAAACGAAUAAGGAGGACCUGGUGAUUUUUAAUUUAUACAAUAACUUUUGUACUUCGCUGGUAUGGAGAGGUUGGAGCCGAAUGAUUUGCAUUUUUUUACAUGUCCCGUAUUAUUUUAAAAAGGAAAAAACAGAGAAAGAAAUGAAGCCAACACAAGUUCCUCAUCUCGGGAAGAACGCUUGAUUGCUUUGCCUGGUUAAGAAGGAAAAUCCUAAUUCUUUCCUUGUGGAGAGAGAGAGAGGAGUGAUGGGCAGGGAGAGAAAA
Molecule: messenger RNA, 1948 nt
Organism: Hippopotamus amphibius kiboko
Lineage: Eukaryota; Metazoa; Chordata; Mammalia; Artiodactyla; Hippopotamidae
Gene: DLX1
Product: distal-less homeobox 1
Exons: 3
Coding region: 164-931 (255 amino acids)
Biological process (GO): cell differentiation; negative regulation of transcription by RNA polymerase II; embryo development
Molecular function (GO): RNA polymerase II cis-regulatory region sequence-specific DNA binding; DNA-binding transcription factor activity, RNA polymerase II-specific
Source: RefSeq, a predicted model, not a curated record